GCCCGCGACGGCGAUCGGCAGUUGUUUCAGUUAGUUGUUUUAUCGCGGCUUGCCAAUUGAGAGCGUAGCAGCCACCGAGCUACGGCGAUAGUCACAUGUUUUCAAAUAUACGCGAAGGCGCGAAAUCUUUUUUCAAACUGAUGAUGAUUUUUGCAGACGAAUCUUGCCGAUGAUAAUUAAAUAGUGCUGCACCCGAUCAUUUGACGAGAAUCGAGUGUUUCGCGGUGGUUACUCGACAGUGUCUUUCUUGGACACAGCUUACUAAAUUGCAACUUUUAAUACCGGGUUUGACUAAGUUUGACUAAAAACUCUGAGUUGAACGCAAAAAUUAAAUUUACCAAGUCGGGAUGUUGAGGUAAUCGCAAAAGCGUGCCAGUGCGGUUUCAAAUCAUUGUUACAUCGUUAAAUAAUGCCGCGGGCAUAUCGGACAAUAUAUUAACUAUUUAAGCAUAAUUAACCGAAGGUUAAAUAGAUCGAAAAACAGUUCAAUUUAGCGACAGUGGCACCAUCAUUAAGAAUUGUUAAACAUUUAGAAUAGAAAGAGUGAGGAGACGUCAGACAAUUAGAGAAACAAAUCCAAAUCUAGUGAAACGAGACUUUAUUAUUGAAGAAGAAAGCAACUGCCAUGCAGGCGGUUUUGGUUUGAAAAACGAGGUCGAUUCAUCAAAAACGGCGGAAUAUUUCCGAGAUUGGUACGCAAUUGUUGCUCAGAAUACUUUAGGAAACUCAGACGAAUCAGGAUGCGAGGCUGACAUGGCCGAAGGCAGCGUGGAGGAAGACAGCGGUGAAAUGUUGGGUCCCUCUGGGGCCCCCCCUAUGCCAAUGCACACCCCUUCGGUACCCACCAAUUUAUCAAUAAAAGAUGAGGAAAGCGAUUGCUCUGAAACGUCCAGUGUAGCGUCCCCAUCUCCAGCUACAGAUUCGGCUGGUUGCACCGAUCUAUCGCUGUGUCCUCUACGGCCUACCAUGCCACCACAAGCACGUCAGGAUGAUCAUCUUCAUCAAGGCGAGAGUAAAAUUACCAGUCCAGGACCUCCUUCUCAUGGCAUGUCCCAACAGCAACUGAAUGGCACCAUGGCUAGUUUAGCAACACUGCAAAACCUACAAAACUUAGCAUCACUACAUCAAAGCCUGCCGCAGGUGGCAACUUUAGCUGCCAGCUUAUCCAGCAUGGCCAACUCGCAUACUGUUCAAUCCAGCAACAAUCCCAACAUCGUAAAUGGACCUUUGAAUCUAAGCGUUAAUGCUGCUUCUGCUACAACGCCCCGAUCUCAACCGAACAGUAUACCAUGUGAUCACUCAACAAAUAACCUGACAGCCUUAAGUGCUCAACCGCCUCCAGCACCUUCAUUGCCGCCCCCCAACCAUCUAAUGCAAUCCCCUCAGCCGGCGCCAAUGCCUCAAUUGAUUUUAGCCUCUGGACAAUUAGUCCAGGGCAUUCAAGGUGCCCAGCUGUUAAUACCCACUUCGCAAGGAUUAGCAACUCAGACCAUACUGACCAUACCGGUAAACCAUGUAAAUAGCACCGACCAGAUGGUGAAUUUAGCCCUGAACAACGGGCAAGUGAUGCAAACCUCUUUAGCAAACUUGCAAGCCAUGGCUGCGCAAAGUAGUUUGCUGGCUAACAAUCCUCCACUCCAAGCGCCCACCACGAACGGUUCUCCAGUUGGUCAGCAGUCGCUGCUGAAUCCAACCUCCCUCACCCACCUACUCUCAACGACCAAUUCCGCUCAACAAUUGUUGCAGUCGCUGCCUCAAAUGAUCUCCAAUCAGCAUGCGCCACCACAGGCCACGCCCUUGCUCAAUUCCCUAGCGCAGCCGCUACUUAAUCAGGCCGCGCCCCAUUUGAGCCAAACCACGCCCUACGUCAGCCAGUCGAACCCGAUGUACGCGCAAGCGCCGCCUUUGUUAAGCCAAGGCACGCCCCCCACAUCGCAAACCCCGCCCUCCAGAAUGUCGAUGGGAAAUGGACACUAUGUGGACUCAAAGUCUUGCUACCAGCCGCAGACUUUGUCCAGGAAUUGUUCUUCGCCUGGAAUGAACGGUGGUGGCAGAAGUAGUGCUUCGGAUAUUAGUGUGCAUACCGGUUUGGGAGCGCCAAAUGUACAAAGUGUGAAAAGAAGCCCUAGUUCGCUCAGUCCAGACUGUAAUGACAGUUCAACAGCCGAUUUGCUGAUAGAUUCACCUAAUCAACCGACGAUCAAUCAAACGAAUAGUAACGUAGUGGACGGCAUCAAUUUGGAUGAAAUCAAAGACUUUGCCAAAGCGUUCAAACUUCGACGAUUAUCCUUGGGGCUUACACAGACUCAAGUGGGGCAAGCCCUAAGUGUCACUGAAGGACCUGCCUAUAGUCAAAGUGCCAUUUGUAGUGCCCUGGCGUCCCAGAUGGUUGCAGCUGCCCAACAGCAAGCAAUGUUCGAGAAAUUGGACAUUACACCGAAAAGCGCGCAGAAAAUUAAACCAGUAUUAGAAAGAUGGAUGAAGGAAGCAGAAGAAAGUUAUUCCAGGUACAAAAGUGGGCAAAACCAUCUCACCGACUUCAUAGGAAUUGAACCAUCAAAGAAGCGGAAGAGAAGAACCUCAUUUACUCCACAAGCUUUGGAGCUUUUAAACGCGCACUUUGAAAGAAACACUCAUCCAUCAGGAACUGAAAUAACGGGUUUGGCACACCAACUCGGCUACGAACGUGAAGUAAUAAGGAUAUGGUUCUGUAAUAAACGACAGGCCCUCAAAAACACUGUAAGAAUGAUGUCCAAAGGAAUGGUCUAAGAAAACUGACAAAUCUAAUCAUAUAAGGCUAUCUGUGAUUCUUUGGAUAUUUUUGUGUAUACCAGCUAAUUGUUUAGUGUAAAUACUUACGUAAGAUUCGAGACUAGUAAACAGAUCAGAUUGCCAAUUAUACAAAGUGUAAUUCACCUUCUCAUAGUAGGUUUGCGUUAUAGUCGAAGAAAACACUCAACAAUGGGAAAUAUUUUAAAGCUGUUUUAAGGCUUGAAACAUAGAUACAUAAUUAGCGUGUUUAAAUCAAACUAAAAAUGUCCAGGUCUUAUUUCAUAGUAUUCUGUUAAUUCGGGUUUAGAUUGAAGGAAAGUAGCAAAUUUUUGCUUAGUCAUCAAUUCGGAUUUGCAACCGGGAAGAUUUAAAACCGUCUUUGCCCGAAAUAAGUUCAAAGUGGAUCAACAGCGUUUUCUUUGAUAUAAUUUAGGCUUUUCCCGAUCUGAUGAUGAAACAGUGUAUACGAUUUGAUAUUACAUUGUGCAAACUUGGGUUCUUUACUCAAAACUUGUCAUUCGAAAUUAACAUAUCUACUGUAAGUAAAAAGUAUACAUUUCUAUAUUUAAGGUCUAUUAUGUUAAGAUUUUAAGCAAAAUUAAGCGAAAAUCGAAAAUAUUUUUGUACCACGAGUAUAAUAUUUUAGGCGAAACAUUUGUGGAAAAGUGUAAAAAUUGUAAAAAUUAAGUUUACAAAUUUGAUCUCAAAUUACCUUAUGUUUUCCAUCUUGUUUCCAUUGUAUAUUUAUGUAUUAUAACAGAGAGCUUAACCAGUGGAAUUUUUGCAACAUUUACUUUGCCUUACGGGCGGCUUUCGUUUUGCAAAAACUGUAGCUCUCUGAAGAGAAACCAAAGUUCCUAUAUAAUUAGAUUGUGUAUAGAAUAUGCAUGUAUAUAAAUAUCAAUGUAACAUAACAAAGUAUACUUGGAAAUUAACAAGAACGAAGAUUUUAUUAAUUUAACACACUAAACCAAUUAAUGGCUAAUGGAAUAUCUUUCUUAAGCUAUUGGUUUUGGGUUACAAUAUAUUUUAUUUCAAAAGUAAAUUUACCUUAACAAUUCCGAAUUACUACUGAUAAAAGGUCCAUCACUUUCGAACUUCACAUGUUCUUAACAUAAACAAAGAAAGAUAUUCCUGCAUAUAGUUACACAUGUAUAAAGUUUAAAAAACCUGUAUGUAGAUAGGAAAUGUAAGUUAUUAAAAUUAUUUUAUGCGGCAAACUCUGUAAGAUAUUAAGGUAAUAAUAAUUCUUAUUGUGGAAGAAAAAGUACUGUAUUUGUUCGUAAUAACGUAGACGUAUCUCGUACACUGAGAAAUAAAAAACAUCAAAUAUAAA
Molecule: messenger RNA, 4108 nt
Organism: Dendroctonus ponderosae (mountain pine beetle)
Lineage: Eukaryota; Metazoa; Arthropoda; Insecta; Coleoptera; Curculionidae
Gene: pdm3
Product: POU domain, class 6, transcription factor 1
Exons: 12
Coding region: 754-2769 (671 amino acids)
Biological process (GO): regulation of transcription by RNA polymerase II
Molecular function (GO): RNA polymerase II cis-regulatory region sequence-specific DNA binding; DNA-binding transcription factor activity, RNA polymerase II-specific
Source: RefSeq, a predicted model, not a curated record